AUGGUGCAUGCUGAAUUUCAACGCAUAACCAACCUGAAUCUUCAGAAUUCCUUCUAUGCUGGACUAGAUGUGUACACCAACCGUCUGAUGACACUGUUCAGACAAAAGGCAUCUAAAAACGGCAAGACUGCUGAUGCUUUGGCGUCCAUUUUAAAAGUUCAUGAUGAGCAGAUCCAACAUGAUGUCCACACUCGACGCACAACCGUGCUCCAUUGUCUACCUGCUUUCCUGCGUGAAGAAAUAUCAGGGGUUUUCAUCACUUCAGAAGAGGAUGCAGAGGUGCCGGAUCUAUCCACUUCACCUGUAGCCAUUCUAUCCAAAGUCCAUUUUGGCGACCGCCCAGUGAACUAUGGAAACCAGGUCUCCGUAGUGUUGGAGGCCGUGGAGUCGCGCGUGUCUCGCCUGGGCGCCCUCCUGCAGGGUCUGGGGGGGUCAGCUCCAGGCAGCUUCUUGCCCGGAUUCGUGACCACCACAGCGGAGAACCAUGGCUCGGAGCGUGGCCGGGAGCGCAGAGGGUCCACCCGCUCUCGGAUGCCUGUCAUGCGGGGUCUCAUCGCGCCUCAGAACACCUUCCUGGACACGAUCGCCACACGUUUCGACGGCACGCACAGUAACUUUGUGCUGGGGAACGCGCAGGUCCAGAGCCUGCACCCCAUCGUCUACUGCUCGGACGGCUUCUGCGAGCUGACGGGGUUCGCUCGAGGAGAACUGAUGCAGAAGAGUUGCAUGUGCCACUUCCUGUACGGCAGCGAGACCAGCGACAGUCUGACGGCGCAGAUGCAGACCGCGCUGGACGAACGCAAGGAGUUCAAGACGGAGAUUAUACUGUACAAGAAGAGCGGCUGCAAGUUCUGGUGUCUGCUGGACAUCGUUCCCAUCAAGAACGAGAAAAGCGAAGUCGUCCUGUUUCUGGUUUCACACAAAGACAUCACCGAAAAUAUAAACCACGGCAACGAAUCCGAGACCGAUGAGGAGACGGGCCUCCAGAUCCACCGUGUAGAUCAACCUUCGGGCUUCAGCGCAGAGCGACGCCGCAGUCGAGCCGUUCUGUACCAGCUCUCCGGACACUUGCAAAAACAAGACAAGACCAAGAGCAAACUCAAGAUCAACAACAGCGUCCUCACCGCCAACGCCAACCCCAUCCCUGAGUACAAAGUGGCGGACGUCCAGAAGUCCCGCUUCAUCCUUUUACAUUACGGCGCGUUCAAAGCCGGCUGGGACUGGCUCAUUCUCCUCGCCACUUUCUACGUGGCCAUAACCGUCCCCUACAACGUCUGCUUCAUCGCUGACGAGAUCCGGGAAGGCCGAGUGGUGUCUGCGCGAAACCCACCCACCGUCAGCGACAUCCUGGUGGAGAUCCUCUUCAUCAUUGAUAUCGUGUUGAAUUUCCGCACCACAUUCGUGAGCACGUCGGGUCAGGUGGUGUACGACCCGCGCUCCAUCUGCAUCCACUACGUCACGUCCUGGCUGUUCGUGGACCUCAUCGCCGCGCUGCCCUUUGACCUGCUCUACGCCUUCAACAUCAGUGUGAACUUCGGGGUUCACCUGCUGAAAACGGUGCGUCUGCUGCGGCUGCUGCGGCUGCUGCAGAAGCUGGACCGUUACUCCCAGUACAGUGCGGUGGUGUUGACCCUCCUGAUGUCCACCUUCGCUCUCCUCGCUCACUGGAUGGCCUGCGUCUGGUACUUCAUCGGCCGCAGCGAGAUCGAGACCAACAGCGCCUCCUCCUGGGACAUAGGAUGGCUGCAUGAGCUGGCCAAGCGACUCGGGACACCGUACUUCUCCCUGCUGGGCAUGGCGGACCCAGAGCCCACCUUGUCUGCAGCCGUGUCCAACAGCAGUCAGUGGAACUCCUCAGGGCUGCCUCCUCCGGUGCGGCCCCGGGUCCGGCCCCUGGGCUCUGGGGUGACUCUGAGCGGAGGGCCCUCGGUGCGGAGCUCGUACGUCACGUCCCUGUACUUCGCUCUGAGCAGUCUGACCAGUGUGGGCUUCGGGAACGUCUCGGCGAAUACGGACUCAGAGAAGAUUUUCUCUAUUUGCACCAUGCUGAUCGGAGCGCUGAUGCAUGCGGUGGUGUUUGGGAACGUGACGGCCAUCAUUCAGAGGAUGUACUCUCGGCGCUCGCUGUACCAAACCAGGACCAAGGACCUGAAAGACUUCAUCAGGGUCCACCGCCUGCCCAAAGCUCUAGAGCAGCGUGUCAUGGAGUGCUUCCAGACCACGUGGUCGGUCAACAACGGCAUCGACGUCAGCGAGCUGCUGAAGGACUUCCCGGACGAGCUGAGGGCCGAUAUCGCCAUGCACCUGAACAAAGAGCUCCUACAGCUGUCGUUGUUCGAGUCGGCCAGCAGGGGGUGUCUGCGCUCACUCUCGCUCAUCAUCAAGACGUCCUUCUGCGCUCCCGGAGAGUUUCUGAUUCGACAAGGAGACGCACUGCAGGCCAUUUACUUUGUCUGCUCCGGAUCCAUGGAGGUGCUCAAGGACAACACCGUGCUGGCCAUUCUGGGCCGUGGGGACCUGAUCGGCUCGGACUGUCUCACUCAGGAGGAGGUGAUAAAGACAAAUGCGUGUGUGAAGGCGCUGACCUACUGUGACCUGCAGUACAUCAGUCUGAAGGGGCUGAAGGAGGUGCUCAGCCUGUACCCCGACUACGCCCAGCGCUUCCUGAGCGAGAUCCAGCACGACCUCACAUACAACCUCCGAGAGGGACGCAGCAGCCAGGAGGAUUCUGAAAGUAACGGUGGCAUCGCUAAGAAGCUGGCCUCCAUCACCGAGGACGAGGAGGGCUCCAGCUCAGAAGGAUCUCCCAGGAAGCCUUUGGGCGGCAGCAGGAUGGGUCCCUGCCCUCUCCGCUCCCCCAUGCGCUCCCCCCUCCUCACCCCCAGAGUCCUCAGACCCGGAGAGUGCAGUCCGAGACCAUCCACCCUCCAGAUCCCAGCGGUCAGCUUCACCUGCCCACCGCCACAGCUCAGCCCCAGGUUUGUUGACGGCGGCGAAAACUUUAAUUCGACUCCGAAGUUCGACUUUUCUCCAAGUACGAGCUACAGUUUCCCUCCAAGCCCUGAUACGUCACCAGCAGAUCCUCAAGCCGCAGACACAAUGCGCACUAUAUCCAAGCUCAAGAAUGAGAUGAGCGCCUUGUCACGGCAGGUGACCAGCGUGAGGCAGGAGCUGCAGGAAGUGACCAGCCUCCUCAGGCCCCUCCUCCUCAACCCAUCGAUGGUGUUAGCCCCACCCAUCGCCAACAUAACUCCGCCCCCAAGCCACCAGUCUUCACACAGCGUCUCCCCAGCUCCGCUCUACCUCUCCACUUCGAUCCCGCACUCGAGGGAAGAACAAAACUCCACGUAUUUAACCCGAAAGUCCAACCACAGCUCCACACAAGACUUGACGCAAAGUUUCCUGGUUUCUCCGGUCAGGAAGUCAAGCCGUUCGUCCGCGCCGAGCUCCCUGACGAGCUCGCCGAACGAACGCAACGUGCAUAAGGCAAAUUCUUCUUCAAAUCCAACGUUAUCGCUGCUUAUCGAUCUGGACGCGGCCGACACACCUGCCAUCUCCUGGUCCGGUCACCCAGACCCCUUUUCAAACAGCCACGAGACGCAGUUUCGCUUGAUAGAUGAAGAAAGACCUACAAUUUGA
This is a messenger RNA of Knipowitschia caucasica, 3639 nucleotides long. Lineage: Eukaryota; Metazoa; Chordata; Actinopteri; Gobiiformes; Gobiidae. The record is from the annotation of a GenBank genome assembly.